Molecule: messenger RNA, 1734 nt
Organism: Syzygium oleosum
Lineage: Eukaryota; Viridiplantae; Streptophyta; Magnoliopsida; Myrtales; Myrtaceae
Product: protein PEP-RELATED DEVELOPMENT ARRESTED 1, chloroplastic
Exons: 10
Coding region: 43-1263 (406 amino acids)
Biological process (GO): regulation of DNA-templated transcription
Cellular component (GO): chloroplast nucleoid
Source: RefSeq, a predicted model, not a curated record
AACCCCCCCUUACCUUUCCAUAUCGACAAGCUCCAAAGAAAAAUGGCGCUACUGAGCGCGCUCCUCCUUCCCACCUCGCUUCACCCUUCUCCCUCCCCGAAGCCAACCACUCCUCUCCCUCCUCGUCUCUCCUCACUUCAUCCGCAACCGCAGCUUCCUCUCCCCCGCCGCCGCCGCCGCCGCCGCCUUCUUCUCAACCGGCCGGCCGAGAAGGGCCGGCUCCGGUGCACGUCCGGUGGCUCCUACGAGGUCGGGGGGGCGUACCCGGAUGAGGAGCUCGACCGGCGAGACCGAUCGGGGACGACCCAGCAAGCGAGUCAGAAGGUGGACAGCGCCCAGUACGAGGCCCUCCUCAAAGGGGGCGAGCAAGUCACCUCCGUCCUCCAAGAAAUGAUCACCCUCUUGGAAGGUAUGAAGAUGGAUGAAGCAUCUGAGAAGGUUGCUGUAGAAUUGGCUGCACAAGGAGUCAUUGGAAAAAGAGUCGAUGAGAUGGAACCAGGGUUUAUGAUGGCCUUGGACUACAUGAUCCAACUUGCUGAAAAGGACCAGGAUGAUGAGCGUAAGUCUCUAUUAGAGGUGAUCAAGGAGACUGUGCUAGCUCAUCUAACAAAGAAAUGCCCCCCACAUGUUCAAGUGAUUGGCUUGCUUUGUAGAACACCGCAGAAGGAAAGCAGACACGAACUUUUGCGCAGGGUGGCUGCUGGUGGCGGGGCGUUUAAAGGUGAAGAUGGCACCAAAGUUCAUAUUCCCGGGGCAAACCUAAAUGAUAUUGCAAAUCAGGCUGAUGAUUUGCUGGAGACAAUGGAAACUCGGGAUGUUGUUCCUGACAGAAAAUUACUUGCAAGGCUGGUGUUGAUAAGAGAAGAGGCAAGGAAUAUGAUGGGUGGAGGAAUACUGGAUGAAAGAAAUGAUCGUGGCUUUAGUACUCUCCCUGAAUCAGAGGUGAACUUCUUAACCAAGAUUGUAGCAUUGAAACCAGGAAAAACUGUACAGGAGAUGAUAAAGAAUGUAAUGGAAGGAAAAGAUGAUGGUGCAGAUAAUAGUCUAGAAGAAAAUAGCAGUGAAAAACCUUCAGGUGGCAUCGCCGGAAGGGCAAGUCUUUCUGGACGCAGACCACUUCCUGUACGGCCUGGCAUGUUUCUAGAGACUGUCACUAAGGUGUUAGGUGGUAUAUAUUCCGGCAAUGUGUCUGGCAUCACAGCCCAGCACUUAGAAUGGGUUCAUCAGAAGACACUUCAAGUUCUUCAGGAAAUAGCAUUUUAGAGAGCCUCAAGCACGAUGACUUAAUUAACUGGCCUAAUUGGCUCGAGUUUUGGAAGAACCGCUGCUUUCCGGGUCGAAGAGCAAUGAACAAGUCAAGAACAUGGCAUUGGAACUGUAACAUGUCAAAUCAGAAGAAGCGGUUUAAACUCACAACUUGCUGUGGCGCUCAUCUGUUUCCCCCAAGCUUUAUAUGUUCAUAGCCACAGAUGUCAUCGAUUCUUGAAGCGCCCUGUGCCGGUAUAAUCAGAUAGUUACCCUUGACUGGUUUGUCCUUCCAAAUAAAGUUUCUUGCUAGUGCUUUCAAGCCAAGUUUGUUUCCACCAUAUGUCAAUGGUUGCGCUUAAAACACGGAAAUCAUCUUCUUUCUUUUCUCUCAUGUUCAUUCCGCUUGACAUCACAUCACACGAGUUCUGUACUGGUGGUGUUGCUAAGCAGUUUCUACUACGACGAAUUCAUCCAAUUUUUGUUGUA